AUGAAGCAAGUUGAUAUUAACAAGUUUUUCAAAAGACAGUUAGAUGUUGGAGACAACAAUUGUGAAGGAACUUCAAAAAAAAUAGGACUAAUGAAAAUAAUCAAGUCUAUUUGUGAUGAAAUUGGUAAAGAUGUGUUCAAUAUAUUAGUUGAUGAGUCUAGUGAUGUUUCCAAAAAAGAACAAAUGGCUAUAGUUUUAAGAUAUGUUGAUAGACUUGGGAUUGUAAAGGAAAGAUUUAUCGGAGUUGUUCACGUGUUGGAUACAUCCUCUUUGACUCUUAAAGCCGCCAUCGAUACUGUUUUUUCCAACAACAACUUGACUAUCGAUCAGGUGAGGGGGCAAGGUUAUGAUGGAGCAAGUAAUAUGAGUGGUGCAUUUAACGGUUUGAAAUAUUUGAUUUUAAAUGAAAAUAGUUUCGCACAUUAUAUACAUUGUUUUGCACACCAACUUCAAUUAGUAGUUGUGGCGGUUGCAAAGAAACAUGAUGAUGUUGAAGAAGUCUUUGAACAACUAGGUUUGGUGGUUACUGUCGUUUGUGGGUCUUGUAAGAGAAAAUAUAUGAUACGAGAGAUGCAAAAAGAAAGAGUGGCAGCCGAAAUUGGUAUUGGUGAAACUGAAACAGGAAGAGGGUUAAAUCAAGAGAUUUCUCUUGUUCGAGCUGGAGAUACUAGAUGGGGUUCACAUUUUAGAACAAUUGUAAGUUUGUUGAAUUUGUUUGCAGAAGUUGUUACGGUUCUUAAAUAUGUCAAAGAGGAGGGGUCUACUUUAUAUAACCGUAAUCAAGCAAAGGGUAUUUUGUCAUAUUUCAAAACACUUGAUUUCGUGUUUCUUUUACACUUAAUGUUGGAAAUUCUAUGUCUCACGGAUACUUUGUCAAAGCCUCUUCGAAAAAAAGAUCAAAAUAUUUUGGAAGCGACUUCGUUAGUAAAAGGGACAAAGAAAGCAUUGCUUGUUUUUAGAAAAGAUGGGUUUCCACAAAUUUGGAAGAAAGUAUGUGCUUUUAGUGAAAAGCAUAGUAUUAGAAUUGUGGACAUGUCAGAAUAUUAUGUUACCCCACGAAAGCGUAGGACCAAUAAGACUAAUCAACAUCAUUUUGAAGUUGUGAUUUUUAACACGAUUUUGGAUAUGCAAAUUCAAUAA
Messenger RNA from Lactuca sativa (garden lettuce), 1140 nucleotides. RefSeq lists its product as uncharacterized. Lineage: Eukaryota; Viridiplantae; Streptophyta; Magnoliopsida; Asterales; Asteraceae. The record is from RefSeq and is a predicted model, not a curated record.